Molecule: messenger RNA, 471 nt
Organism: Suillus fuscotomentosus
Lineage: Eukaryota; Fungi; Basidiomycota; Agaricomycetes; Boletales; Suillaceae
Exons: 4
Coding region: 198-446 (82 amino acids)
Biological process (GO): protein N-linked glycosylation
Source: RefSeq, a predicted model, not a curated record
AAGAAAGAAAGAAAGUUGGGGCGGAUACGUCGUUGAUAUGGGUUUGAUGACAUGUGUUUGGCGGCCACAAUACGUCAGCUUGCCUCAAGUUUCCGUGGCCCAGAAUCAUAUUUGGUGCACCACCAGCAAUCUCCGCAGCAGCGCUUGCUCUCCGUUUCAGAUUCUUUCACAACUCGUGCUUACCGUCUGCUGCAGUCAUGGACAAUUACGAGGCAAUUCAGGCCCUACAUAAUUCACUGCCUCCAUUCUCACCUUAUGUGCCCGCGUCACUUCUGCCGUCUAUAGCUCUAAUCCUCUUGGCAUCAACGUUCGUUCUUGCAUUCUACUUUUCAACCCUUCCAAAAGACACGUUCCCACUACGCGAGACCGCGGUGGCAUCAUUAGCAAGUGUCCUCGGUGGUUUCGGAGUUGUUGCCCUGUUCUGUAGUGCUGGAGUGAACGUGUAGGCAUCCGUGUUUGCAAGAGACACAC